AUGCAGGUGUCGUUGGUAUGCACGGACCAUCGCGGGGGCGUGAGCCGCAACACUGAGGACCGUCUAAACCGACAGAAUGCCAACAGCCCCAGCACAGGCACACGCAGCAAGUUCAGAGCAGUGGCGAUGGUGGCUCGCAGUCUGGGACAACUCUCUGUUCAGAGUGUGCCUUCCUCCAGCGAGCAAAGCAUGAAGACUGGCAUGAAGUAUAGAAACCUUGGAAAGUCGGGCCUGCGGGUGUCCUGCCUUGGAUUAGGAACAUGGGUGACAUUCGGCGGGCAGAUAACGGAUGAGAUGGCAGAGCAGCUGAUGACUCUGGCCUAUGAAAAUGGCAUCAAUCUGUUUGACACAGCGGAGGUCUACGCUGCUGGAAAGGCAGAGGUGGUGCUCGGAAACAUCAUAAAGAAGAAAGGAUGGAGACGCUCAAGUCUGGUGAUAACAACAAAGAUCUUCUGGGGUGGAAAAGCGGAGACUGAAAGAGGUUUAUCCCGAAAACACAUUAUAGAAGGUUUAAAGGCCUCUCUAGAAAGACUGCAGUUAGACUAUGUGGAUGUGGUUUUUGCAAAUAGACCGGACCCGAAUACACCGAUGGAAGAAACGGUUCGAGCAAUGACCCAUGUGAUAAACCAAGGCAUGGCCAUGUACUGGGGAACAUCCCGCUGGAGCCCGAUGGAGAUAAUGGAAGCGUACUCUGUGGCGCGACAGUUCAACCAGAUUCCUCCCAUCUGUGAGCAGGCUGAGUACCACAUGUUCCAGAGAGAGAAGGUGGAGGUGCAGCUACCUGAGCUCUUCCAUAAGAUAGGUGUGGGGGCCAUGACGUGGUCACCACUGGCCUGUGGGAUCAUCUCAGGGAAAUACGACGGCAGGGUGCCUCCGUACUCUCGGGCCUCUCUGAAGGGUUACCAGUGGUUGAAGGACAAGAUCUUGAGCGAGGAGGGCCGGCGUCAGCAGGCGAAGUUGAAAGAGCUGCAGGCAAUCGCGGAGCGGCUGGGCUGCACUCUGCCCCAACUCGCCAUCGCGUGGUGCCUACGGAACGAGGGGGUGAGCUCUGUCCUUUUAGGGGCGUCCAACACCGACCAGCUGAUGGAGAACAUAGGAGCAAUACAGGUUCUUCCAAAGUUGUCGUCGUCCAUCACACACGAGGUGGACAGCAUCCUGGGGAACAAGCCGUACAGUAAAAAGGACUACCGCUCCUAACGCGUGGCACGGCCCCGCCCGGCAGGGCUGCACCCCGGGCUGCAGCCGCAGCGCCCCACCUUUGCCUGAUCCUCUGUUUGCUUGAGCUUUUACUGAGUGAGACCCUGGCGCAUGAGUCUGGCCACACCAAGGCCACCCAGGGCACCUCAUUUAGAGUCACAGGGAUAAGAUAAGAGAAGGGGGGGAAAAAAUACAGUCACCUCCAACGGGAAAAAGGAAGGGAUUGACAAAGAAAGACAUAGAGAGGUUAGGGAUAUGCGCUCAUACUUAAAAUCAGUUAUACAUUCAAUUCAGCUGAACGUAUUUUAAAAAAACCGUAGACAAAAAUAUCUUUUUAAAAAAAAUAAGCACACGCUUGCUUAGCAGCCAGAUUUCUUUUUUGUUUUGUUUUUUUUGCUUUUUGUUUUUCUAAAACUGAAUGCAACUAAAAGGAAGAUUAAGUUCAUACUGUAUGAAUAUACGAGAACUACUCUGUUGCACAUGUACCAUAGCCAUGCAUUUGUUCCUUGGACGUUCUGUUUACAAAACAUGUGUGUACUGUACUGAGUGCGUCAAAGGUUUCUCUGACAAACCGUUUUGUUUGUGUUGUCGACAUUAUCAGUGUACGAGCCUCCUUCGCGGGCUUUAACAAUCAGCACUUUAGUAUUGUCAGUAUCGGUGCGUGGAGGGUAGUUUAAAGGAGGGGAGAGGACGGGUAUUACGGUAGUCUUAUCUCACACAGCCAUUGCACUAUAGAAUCAUAUGUCCUGAUAAUCCCCUCUCCUCGUCCUCCCUUUUGUGUCCUCCUCACUGGCAGUACGUUUGUCCAGCCCGACGCUCAGACGCUCCUGCUGUCUGAGCCGGGACGUCAGGGAUGAGGAGGAUGGAGACGCUCCUCCUCCUCCAUCAUCCCAACCGUCCGUGAUGAUGUGUCAGGGCAACUCGUCUGCCACUGAAGAGAUUAUCUAUUCAUCACCCCACCCCCCCACCAACCUCUCUCUCUAAACUCUAGGAGCUGCAGUCAUGUUAAAUCAAAACGCAGAGUCGUGCUUCACUGUGUUACCCAACCUCUUAACUGUACAUGAAGUGGUCGUAUCAGUGCUGGCUCCACAUCUCAUGGAAGAAAGAAAAAUUCUCCUUUGAUCAAAUUGUGUUCAGGUAUUUUGCCUUAUUUACAGCUGCAUCAGACUGCGCUGUGGGCUUUUAGCGUGGACGAGCAGCUCGGCCCCUUUCUUUGGCCGACUGGCCUCAUGUGCUCAGUAUACACGGGAACGCUGACUAGGGGAAGUGGUGUUUGUUGUGAGAGGAAGAGGUGGUGUGUGUGCGUGUGUGCGUGUGUGUGUGUGUGUGUGUGAUAGUGUGUAUGUGUGUGCGUGCGUCCAGUUAAUCAGUGAGUGGCAGCAGCUCAGGGAACAGAGCAGGUGGUUUUAGUCGUGCGUUGGCGUGCACAUGGUCAGGAGGUUGUAUUUACUCGUCUGUCUUUCUUUCGUGCGUGGACACUGGGGAGGACCAGUGACAUUUUUAGCGUGGCUUGAGCCAAAGAUCUCCUCCUUCUACUUCUUCUUCUUCUUCUUCUUCAUCAUCUCUCUUUGACGACACGGUUUCACUCUCACUUCCUGCAAGAUUAUAAUCAUCAUCUUGACGCAUGUGCUGUCCAGCUUGUUAUCUAUCUAUGGUAUGGACUUUACUCCAUAUAUAUCUUUACUUGACAAUGCUGUUAUACUAGUUAACAAAUACGUCCUUCAUAUACAGAAUGCAUAGUACAGCUACUUGCUUUAGGAACGGUAAGGUUCGUUUCAGGCGACGUACGACCUGAGACGUGUCAGAAGUAUUAUCGCAAAAUUUGACGCCACCCUAUAUCAUUCUCUCUCCUUUGGGUGCUCUCUUACUGUGAUUUAAGCACAAGUGGAUAGGCAUGUGAUACAUCCUCAAAGCAUGGACCCUCUUCACCCAGCCUACAGUACCUACGGGACGAGUAAGGUGAUGCUACUCCGCUUACUAACACAUGUAGAUAUCCAGUCUUUACUAACAGCUGAUAAACUAUUGAUUCUUAGCAGAAGGAGAGAAAAAAAAAAGUACAGAUUAAGAGAACUGUCAUAUUUAGUGCGAAUGAUGAUGCGAAUGAGAUGUUGGUGCUUCUCAGUUUAAGGGAUAAUCAAAGUGAACGUUACUGUGAGGGAUUUGUGCGGAUGAGGUUUAGUGUGCUUCGUUUCUCCUCCAAAAAAUGGUUUUUAAACAGCGAAAUGAUUUAAUGUCUCUGUUGUUGAUCUGUUUAUGUGUGUGUGAGUGAGUGUGUGUGUUAGGGAGGGGGGGACAACUGAACUAAUCCCUUGCUUUAGCCUGUUGUAUAAAUUGAUCCCUGUAUACGUUUGAUUUGCUGUGUCUGAGUGAAUAAAACUGGCGCAAGCUGACGUUUUCUUAGAAGAGACAACAACAACAAAAAAAAGAUAAGCAAAGAAGUUUUAGUUGGUUUCGUAUGUGGAGUUCCUGUGUCUUAAUAUAUUCAUCUGCAGGGAGUGGGGAGGAAGUUUGAGACUUAAGGAAAGGUUUCCUUAUUCGAUUUCUCGCCGACGGUUUAAAAAAAAAGAUUGACACCACGCUCGUGUCUGUGUUAAAACACAAAGUCCUGAGGUGACAAAAUCCAAGUACAAGCUCCUCUCAAGCUCACUAAUUAGGAAAGAAACUUUGUUUCUCAUGACUUUAACCGGAAUCCGAACAUAUCCCUAAGCCGAGGCAAUCAUUUCCUACAACACCUGAAUUAAACCCUAAUGAUAAAGAUCCACUGGCAGAACAACAAAUGACUUCUUGCUGUGGCCAUGUCAGUGCCAGUUUCUAAACACUGUGUAAAGGAGCAUGUGACGGUGUUCUGCAACAUGUUUGUUUUUGUUUGUUACAGUGAUAUCCACAGCGGGUAAAACAAAUCACUGCGUAGCCUCCAGACAGUCACUUCCACCAUGCCUAGAAUCCCACAUUUUUCAUAAAAAACAGGGGCGACAUCACACCAGUCACGGAGCAGAAAGUGUUAACCAGCAGCUUCAUUUUUAGCAGAGACACGAGAGUGAGGGUGCUGCAGUGGUUAGCACUGUCACCUCACUGAACUGUUUAACUUGUACAGGCAGUGUCAGCUGGGAUCGUGACCCUGAGGAGGAAUGAGCUGUUACAGAAAACCGAGAGUGGUGUCAAUCUUUUCAUCAACUCACGGCAAGAAAUCGCACAAGUGUUUUUCCCAAAAUGUCAGAUUUGUCCCUUAAUCGGUAUCGCUGUGCAUUUUGUUUGACCAUCAGUGUUAUUUCACUCCGUGCUGACCUUCCUGGUGUUCGAAAGGUUUCUGCACAUUGUAGAAAUAACUCUUAAUGUUUUAAGGCUGAAGUGUAAUUACCUAGUGCCCUCGCCUGUGUAGGAGAAAUUCAUGCUUUAAGUGGUCCUAGUUUCAUCAUAUUUGCUGUUCUAACAUUUUAAUGACUAGUUCAGAAAUGAAACCAGAGCCGCCGACGGAUAGAGCUUAUUUUACAGAAGGUUCUAGGUUAUACAGAGAAUAUAUUUUUAUGUUUUAGCCUUUAAUGCAGUAGAGAGAAUCAAAGAACUGUUUUUAUUUUUUUCAUCAUGCUGCAUUUUUCCUAUCAGUAUUGUAUCAAGGCCGACAAAAAAAAA
This is a messenger RNA of Larimichthys crocea (large yellow croaker), 4827 nucleotides long. It is a transcript of the gene kcnab2a, whose product is annotated as potassium voltage-gated channel subfamily A regulatory beta subunit 2a. Gene Ontology annotation, cellular component: voltage-gated potassium channel complex; membrane; juxtaparanode region of axon. Lineage: Eukaryota; Metazoa; Chordata; Actinopteri; Sciaenidae. Bases 1 to 1197 code for a protein of 398 amino acids. Gene Ontology annotation, molecular function: transmembrane transporter binding; voltage-gated potassium channel activity; potassium channel regulator activity. The record is from RefSeq and is a predicted model, not a curated record. The transcript is spliced from 14 exons. Gene Ontology annotation, biological process: regulation of action potential; regulation of potassium ion transmembrane transport; transmembrane transport.